This is a messenger RNA of Daldinia vernicosa, 2073 nucleotides long. RefSeq names its product putative caspase. The record is from RefSeq and is a predicted model, not a curated record. Gene Ontology annotation, molecular function: cysteine-type endopeptidase activity. Lineage: Eukaryota; Fungi; Ascomycota; Sordariomycetes; Xylariales; Hypoxylaceae. The coding region runs from base 1 to 1935 and encodes 644 amino acids. The transcript has a single exon. Gene Ontology annotation, biological process: proteolysis.
AUGGGUGAGCAGCACACUGCCAAUAAGCAUUACGCGAUCCUCAUUGGCAUCGAUUCUUAUCCCACGGCACCUUUGACGAGCUGUGUACGAGAUGUUAGUAUAAUUAAAGAAUGCCUCGUCAACACGCUGUAUUUUGUCAAUAUCCAAACCUUCACGGCCGGCAAGGAUCUUGACUCCGAACCCGUAACGCCGCUCAAAACUCCGAACAGCUGGCCGACGUGCGGUAACGUAAUAUCGGCUUUGACUUCUAUCACAACCCAAGCGAACGAUGGUGACUUCUUUUAUCUCCAUUAUUCUGGCCAUGGUACUAGAUCGGACCCAAGUUAUCCUUUUUCGAAUCAUUCAACCGGAGACUUAGCGCUGGUUCUCCUGAAGGGAGAUAAGAGCGGCACGGAAUUCUUUCGUGGUCCAACGUUGGCUUCCCUUCUCAAACGCAUGGUAGAUAAGGGAGUAGUGGUUACUGUCGUCUUAGACUGCUGCUUCUCUGGGAGUGUAUAUCGCAAUAGCGGCUGCAGCGUUCGGUAUCUCCCGCCUAGCUCUGUGACAACCUCGACGACUUCAUUUGACUUAAACGAUGGCCUCACAAGACAUGUCAUCUAUACUACAAGCCGAGAUGCGUCUAUGCGAGACAACUGGCUUCUGGAUCCGGAUCGGUAUACUAUACUUGCCGCGUGCGGACCUCAUGAAAACGCUAAGGGGGGAGCAAUUGAAAUGAGCGAAAAAGGAGAACGAUAUGGAGCGUUGUCCUACUUUCUUUCCAAAACAUUAUCCUACUAUGGGCUUAGAAGGAAACACAUGGGCAUUCAUCGCCAUCUGUGUGCCAGAUUCUGGGAAUCACGCGUGUCACAACAUCCUGUUUUGUAUGGAAACGGACACCAAGGUUUCUUCGGCCAGGUCGAUCUGGAUCAUGACGUGAAGUCUAUCUGCAUAACCGAACAUGAAGGGAAGUUUUGUAUCCCCGUAGGCCGAGCACAUGGCCUCCGUGACGGGGACCGGUUUGCUAUAUCUCCCCUAGGAUCAGUAAACUUGCCGAGGGAAGAGAGAGACCUUAUAGCGAAGGCGGGAGUCACUUGCGUUGGGUCUCUCAUAUCCGAGUUGAAGCUUUUGGAUGCACCAUGCGGUCUCCAAACAGGGUGGACCGCAGAACCACUUACUUGCUCAUAUCUCGCCAAAUAUCCAGUUCAAUUGGGGACUAAUAUUUCACAUCGUGAUGAAUGGCAGACGCAGUUGAUGAGACGGUCUCUCGUCACUUUAGUCGACAGUCGUGAUCAACACCCAACGUUCCUGGUUGAGCUAAGCAAUAAUGAAUAUGAAAUAUUUGAUAAGCCUGGUCAGAAAAUUACCAACCUACCCCCAGUCACACUGCAAGAUCAAGCAGAUCCCAGCCGCGUUUGCGAUAUUCUAGAACACUUAGCUCGAUUCAACAUGGUGAAGGACUUGACUAAUGAGUCACCCAAAACUUCUUUUCGAAAGUCGUUUGAUAUCCAGAUAAUAGACCCGAAUAGAAAGUCAUUUGGCCCAGGCGAACAGAUAGAUGUUCAAGACAAUGAUGCUAUCAAGAUCGUUAUGAGGAACUUGGGGGAGACGGUUCUGUAUGUUCAUUUGUAUGACCUGGAUCCUUGUUGGGGGGUCAAGGGUAUGCUCCGUAGCGAUUACGAAGCCAUACCUCCACAAGAUCAUGCCAAGCGAUUUACAGGAUGCUCAACCAAAAAGAUCAGAAUGAACAAUCCUCUUGCGACGCAGGACUCAUGCGAGGAUAUAAUCAAGGUUUUCAUUACGUCCCUACCAACAUCGUUUGACAUGUUAGAGCUGCCCAAACUCCAUGAGCUUGCAAAGAGGAAUGUUAGAGAUAGGGUCACUCCGAGUUACGAUCACGUAUCUGAGGAUUGGAUAUCUUUACAAUUUCCUAUUCGCAUAUCACUGCCAAACAGUUAACCUGGUUAGCGACUCCUCAUUCAACUCUACGAACUGCGUAGUUGUUGGAUGCUGACAGUGGCUUACCUGCCUGCCUAGAUACAUACCUAGGUACCUGUAUCUAUUAGAUAUUAGAGAUAGACAUAAAAUAGGCCAUUC